AUGGCAGACUCGUGGGAGCAAGAGGAGGACAAUCUGUCGCAGCAGGCGCAGAACCUCAACAUUAACAACAACAAUAAUGCGCAAGGUCAAUUCAGACCUGGUGGCGCUUCGUUCACUCCAGGCGCAUCGUCGUUUACCCCAGGCGCGCAGUCGUUCACGCCUGGGCAGCAAUAUCAGCAGUAUGGCGGAGGGUACCAGCAAUACGGGCAGUACGGACAACAAGGAUACAGCAACUACCAACAAUAUGGACAGCAGCAAGGAUACCCUCAAUAUGGCCAAUACGGACAACAGCAACAGCAGUACGGGCAGCAGGGCUACGGAGGCCAAUACAACUACCAGCAACAGCAGAACUUUCAGCCCCAGCAACAGCAGCAGCGCCAGGCUCCUGUUCAGAUUGCGAAGAGAGGCGACAACAACGCUCCAGCCGCUCCGGCUGCUCAGCCGAAGAAGGAUGCUGAGCCCAAGGCGAAGGUUCUGAGCAUUGGAGGAGAUGCUGCGCCCAAGGCAAAGGUCCUGUCAAUCGGCGGUGAUACCGUCGCUCCCAAAGUAGAGAACACGGGCGGAACCAAGGUCCUGAGUCUAGGCGCCGCGCCCGCUGCUGCACCAACUGCAAAGGACAAUGUCGACACCCAGGCACCUGAGGCUGGAGCGAAGGUCGCUGCAGCAGUUGCCAUCGAGAAGACCGGCGAGCCGACAAAGGCCGCCAGCCCCUCUGGCCGGACGUCACCCACUCCCUCGACAGGCCGCAGCUCGCCUAGCCGAGCUGCCGAAAGCAAGAAACAGGUUGUCGAUCUGGAGAAAGAGCAGGAAGAAGACGUCGACGAGGCCGUUCUCGCUGAGAUGUAUGGAAAAGAGCACAUCAACGUCAUUUUCCUGGGCCACGUUGAUGCCGGCAAGUCUACUCUGGGUGGGAGCAUUCUCUUCGCCACCGGUAUGGUCGAUGAGCGGACAAUGGACAAGUACAAGAGGGAAGCCAAGGACGCCGGUCGCGAAACUUGGUACCUUUCCUGGGCUCUGGAUCUGACCAAGGAAGAACGAUCCAAGGGCAAGACUGUCGAAGUUGGAAGGGGGUUCUUCGAGACAGAAAAGCGACGAUACUCUAUUCUCGAUGCACCAGGCCACAAGACGUACGUUCCGAGCAUGAUCGGUGGUGCGGCUCAGGCCGAUGUCGGAAUCCUGGUCAUCUCUGCCCGUAAGGGUGAGUACGAGACAGGUUUCGAGAAGGGAGGACAGACUCGCGAGCACGCUAUGUUGGCUAAGACCCAGGGUGUGAACAAGCUCGUCGUCGCUGUCAACAAGAUGGACGACCCAACGGUCGAGUGGUCCGAGGAACGAUACAAGGAGUGCACAACGAAGCUUACAAUCUUUCUGAAGGGUGUCGGCUACAACCCAAAGACCGACGUUGCGUUCAUGCCCAUCAGCGCUCAAACCACUGUCGGUAUCAAGGACAGAGUUCCCAAGGAUCUUGCACCGUGGCACGACGGCCCAUCGCUGCUCGAGUAUCUCGACAACAUGAAAGCUCUCGAGAGAAAGCUCAACGCACCCUUCAUGAUGCCAAUCUCUGCCAAGUACCGAGAUCUAGGUACAAUGAUUGAGGGUAAGAUCGAGUCUGGUGUCAUCAAGAAGGAAAACAAGUACCUCAUGAUGCCCAACCGAGAUACCAUUUCGAUCUCCGCGCUUUACGGCGAACAAGAAGAUGAAAUCACUGGAGCUGCGUGUGGUGACCAGGUCCGUGUCCGCCUUCGUGGAGUUGAAGAAGAAGACAUUCUUCCAGGAUUCGUUCUCUGCUCUCCUAAGCGACCCGUACACUGCGUAUCAUCAUUCGAGGCUCAGAUUGUGCUUUUGGACCUGAAGAGUAUUCUCACAGCGGGUUACAACUGUGUACUGCACGUGCACGCCGCUCAAGAAGAGGUCACGUUCGAGGCCUUGCUCCACAAGCUUGAGAAGGGUACCGGCAGGAAGAGUAAGAAGGCACCCGGUUUCGCCACGAGGGGCAUGUCGAUCAUUGCGCGACUCAAGGUCACCGGUACUGCCGGUGCUCUCUGCGUUGAGCGCUUCGAGGAUUACCCUCAGCUUGGCCGCUUCACGCUUCGUGACCAAGGACAGACCAUCGCCAUUGGUAAGAUCACCAAGUUGAUCACAGACGAUGCUACCGCUGCUUAA
Molecule: messenger RNA, 2163 nt
Organism: Didymosphaeria variabile
Lineage: Eukaryota; Fungi; Ascomycota; Dothideomycetes; Pleosporales; Didymosphaeriaceae
Gene: SUP35
Product: translation termination factor GTPase eRF3
Exons: 2
Coding region: 1-2163 (720 amino acids)
Biological process (GO): translation; translational termination; nuclear-transcribed mRNA catabolic process, deadenylation-dependent decay
Cellular component (GO): translation release factor complex
Molecular function (GO): GTP binding; GTPase activity; translation release factor activity
Source: RefSeq, a predicted model, not a curated record